This is a messenger RNA of Onthophagus taurus, 1164 nucleotides long. Lineage: Eukaryota; Metazoa; Arthropoda; Insecta; Coleoptera; Scarabaeidae. The record is from RefSeq and is a predicted model, not a curated record.
AUGGGUCCUGGCUCGAGAGGUUGUACAGUUAAGGGCAGGUUUGGACAAGUUCCGCAUACGCCACACACUAGUAGUACUGAUAAUUUUAAAAUGGCGAACUUUAUAAACAACAAAGACUUUUGGAGCGAAUUUAUUAAUCUAUAUCGCCAGUUGCCAGAAGUGUGGAAAGUGAAGAGUGAUGUGUACAAAAAUAGAAACAAGAAGAACGUCGCGUAUGAAAAACUAACCGAAAAAUUAAAGGAAAGCGCCGAUAGAGAGAUGGUGCGAAAGAAAAUAAAUGUUUUGCGUACUGCGUAUCGGAGGGAAUUGAAAAAAGUAGUGGCGAGCUAUAGAUCUGGCACAGGCACCGAAAAUCUUUAUGAACCAAGUUUAUGGUAUUUUAAAGAAUUAGAUUUCCUCAGAGACCAAGAAAGUCAAUUACCAGGGACUUCUACCACGGACGAGCCCCAAGAGACUGAAAAUGAAGGCAGGGAUUCUUCUCGGGACGAUGGUAACCCAGAAGCAAAAGCAGCAGAAGAGGAAAAUCCAGAUACUUCUCAAGAAAUAGAAAUGCCGGAAGCUGCCACAGGACGUAGAGCUCCAAAACGAAAAGGGACAACCGAGGAAUCUCAGACCCGAAAUGAAUUAUUAAGAAUGGCUUGCCAACAUCUGCGUGCUUCCAACAAUGAGGUAGACAUUCUAGCGAAAAGUUGGGCACUGGAGCUAGUGAAAAUGUCGCCCGAGCAGCAAAUUCACGCGAAAAAGGCCAUUAGCGACAUCUUAUAUGAAGGGCGUUUUGGAACCCUUCACAGAAAUUCUGUAACAAUAAAUGGGCCAAACUCACGUCUACUUUCAUACGGAUAUUCACCUCAUACAAGUAAUAGUAGUCUAUCUCAAUCAUACCCUCCAUCUCCAGUACAAAUCACCACUCUAGAGAACAGACCACAACAUUCAUCCCAAUACGUGUACCCAUCACAUUCAAAUAAUACAAAAACUCAUUACUCCCCAGCUCCGGUACAGAUAGGCAGACCAGAAGACCCAUAUCCAGACCCAGAUUUUAUUUAAAUAUAUUGUAGUAGGAGAAAGUUGCCCAACAGUCAAAUAACUUCAGUUUUUCAGGUUUUAUAUUACUUUGUUUAUUUUUAGUUCAUAUUAUUUGUAUUGUUAUUUUAAUGAACGUUAAUA